UGCCUUCACAUAAUAGAGCAGUAGUUGUGGGGUAACAGAGUUUGCUCUUAUUUUUACUUUGACAGCUUUUGCAAGUUUUUUGGACAUGACGGCAUUCAAGGUUCUGUUUGCGCUUCUCCUGACUGCAGCAACAAUUGACAGUCAGUCUUUUCAUGGUGGCAAGUGCCCCAAGCCAUCUGUUCAAGAAGACUUCAACGUUACAAAGUAUAUGGGUACCUGGUACGAAAUUGAGAAGCUUCCAGCUGUGUUUGAAAGAGGAACAUGCAACCAAGCUACAUACAGUCUUCAGUCCGAUGGAACAGUCAAAGUUCACAAUGCGGAGCUCCUGUCUGAUGGGACGAUAAACUCAAUUGAGGGAGUUGCCAAAGUUAAAGACCCAUCUCAGCCUGCGGUUCUAAGUGUCAACUUCUUUAAAGGUGUUGCAGAUAGUCCCUACUGGGUGCUCUCCACAGAUUAUCAGUCCUAUUCUUUGGUGUACUCCUGUUCUGACUUCUUUGGAGUUUUUAACAUUGACUUUGCCUGGAUCCUGGCCCGCACUCGUACGCUGACUGAGGAUGUCAUCAAACAGUUACAUGAGAAGCUGACUGCUGCAGGUGUCAAUGUAAAUCGCCUUGAAGUCUCCAACCAGACUGCUUGUGAUGUUAUGGUUAUGACCUGACCUGACAUGACCUCUAAAAAUUGAACUAAAAAACUACAAAGUGCUGAUUACCUGUUUGAGCUAUGAUAUAAAUGUGUUGCGUAACACUGAUAAAAUGACAGAAUAUGAUAAAUAAAAUGUAAACACUUAAUAGAAGCUAAGCUACUCUUCGGUGCAUGACUUUUUUUUGCAUUCUGGCGAAGUUUAUUCACUUUUUUGCACCUUUUCAGUAUUAGCUUAUUGUGCAAAGGUGUUUAAUUUGACUAGAAACAGAAUAUCAUCCAUCUAACAGCAUGAAUGCAACUUUAAAUACUGUCAAAA
Oreochromis aureus is the source of this 958-nucleotide messenger RNA. RefSeq names its product apolipoprotein D-like. The transcript has 5 exons. NCBI's taxonomy places the organism in Eukaryota, Metazoa, Chordata, Actinopteri, Cichliformes, Cichlidae. Gene Ontology annotation, molecular function: lipid binding. The record is from RefSeq and is a predicted model, not a curated record. The coding region runs from base 86 to 658 and encodes 190 amino acids. Gene Ontology annotation, biological process: tissue regeneration; brain development; lipid transport.